CAUGAAAGCAGCAGCAGUGUUGGCUGAACUCGUGCUGAGUCUCACUGAGUACAACAAUGAGUGAGAGCAGCGAGCAUGUCCGGCUAAUGUGAAGUAAAGUUUGCUUUAGUGAAACUGUGUCACUGUAUGUGCUCAUUGGGGUUUUUCCACAGCACUGUGUUAAAUGGAGCUGGAGGACCAAUGGUGGACAGGACAACUCGCUGCAGAUAUUUACCAGUCGCUGCGAUACAGAGAGCUAAAGCUUCCCCCCUACAAAGGCCAGUCUCCUCAGCUCAGCUUGAGACGAUACUUUUCAGACCUCAUCGCCAUCGUCAGCAACCGCUUCAGGCUGUGUCCUGUAGCCCGACACCUCGCUGUCUAUUUGCUGGACCUCUUCAUGGACCACUAUGACGUCACCGUGCAGCAGCUCCACAUGGUCUCACUCUCAUGUCUUCUUCUGGCCAGUAAAUUUGAAGAAAGGGAGGACCGGGUGCCUAAGCUGGAGACUCUGAACAGCCUAGGAUGCAUGAGCUCCAUGAACCUGGUCCUGACGAAGCAGGGUUUACUUCACAUGGAGCUGCUGCUGCUGGAAACCUUCCAGUGGAACCUGUACCUGCCUACAGCCGCUCACUUCAUAGAUUACUACCUGUCUAUUGCCGUCCAUGAGGGAGACCUCCAUGAUGGCUGGCCUAUGACCUGCUUGGAGAAGACCAAACUGUACAUGGCCAAGUAUGCUGAUUAUUUCCUGGAGGUUUCCUUGCAAGAUCAUGUGUUUUUGUGUUUCACCCCCUCUCUGGUGGCUGCUGCAUGUGUGGCCACCUCCCGGCUCAUCCUUCACCUGUCUCCAACAUGGCCCCUCCGUCUUCAGCGCUUGACAGGCUACAGCUGGGAGAACCUUGUCCCAUGUGCUGAGAAGCUGCUCAUUGCACACGACAGUGACGUCAAAGAGGCCAACAAACAGAAGUGCGUGCAGCCCAGCCAGCAGCAGCAGCAGCAGCAGGGACAGACAGCAUUCCACAGUUCAGGCCAGACAAACACUGUGGCGCCAUACCUGCACCGAACAAGCAUGCAGUACCCACAGCAGGCCUCACAGCCUGCCCUGGCUCCCAACCACAGACCGGCCUCCUACCUCAGCCACACCACUACCAGCCUUCAGCCUCCUAACAGCACCGCCCAGACCCACACUACCUCACUGGAUCCAAAGACCAACAUUCCCAGCAGGGCUUACCAAGUCAGCAUGCACUACACCUGUGCUGCUCCCUGUUUUGACAGAUGAUUUCCAAGUGUUAGCCGUUCUCAGGCAGAUUUGUUGUGUUUCUCUUGAACAUAAAAUAGAAAGAAAAGGUGUGUUUUUAAUUUGAAAAAAGACUUGAUGAGAUUGAAGAGCACUUUGAUUGACGAGGUGUACUCCAUGUGCAAAUUGCAUGCUCUGUUGUGGAGAGGAUGCAUUAGAAGUUUAAUUUAGUUUGAGAUAUCAGGAAUGGAUGUUAUCAUGAGAUGAUUUAGAGGCAGAGUUUGUACCUCUGCACCUACUGGUGUAACUGUAUAAUUUAGCUACAGACCAAAAGUCUCAUAUUUAUUUAAGCCAGAUUACCUCGGAGUCAUUGAAUGUAAAAGCACCCUGCCUGUAGCCUUGAUGAAGAUUACAGGAUUUGGUGUGUUGUGGUUGAGAUUAGAGAGCACAUUUUGAAGGUUUUCUGUGCCUCCUACUUUUUGUUUUGUUGUGCUGUUUUUGUUUUUGUUGAGUGCCAUUUGUGAAACCAGAAAAGAGUACUCUCCUCUGGAUGUCACAAAUAAUUUGCAGAAACAUUGUUGCUCUUCUCUACACAGAGGAUUUCAGUCAGUGCUGUGCACUAAUAUGAUGAUAGUUUUAAAUAAAAUACAAAUCUGUGUUAGCUGAA
Notolabrus celidotus (New Zealand spotty) is the source of this 1880-nucleotide messenger RNA. It is a transcript of the gene ccnj, whose product is annotated as cyclin J. Gene Ontology annotation, cellular component: cyclin-dependent protein kinase holoenzyme complex; cytoplasm; nucleus. Gene Ontology annotation, biological process: regulation of cyclin-dependent protein serine/threonine kinase activity; mitotic cell cycle phase transition. The transcript has 6 exons. The record is from RefSeq and is a predicted model, not a curated record. Bases 164 to 1255 code for a protein of 363 amino acids. Gene Ontology annotation, molecular function: cyclin-dependent protein serine/threonine kinase regulator activity. NCBI's taxonomy places the organism in Eukaryota, Metazoa, Chordata, Actinopteri, Labriformes, Labridae.